This is a messenger RNA of Phytophthora nicotianae INRA-310, 1539 nucleotides long. RefSeq lists its product as hypothetical. The transcript has a single exon. The record is from RefSeq and is a predicted model, not a curated record. Lineage: Eukaryota; Oomycota; Peronosporomycetes; Peronosporales; Peronosporaceae. The coding region runs from base 354 to 1364 and encodes 336 amino acids. Gene Ontology annotation, molecular function: catalytic activity.
GAAAACCUGUUCCAGGGAAUCAGUCAACUGUUGGCAAAGAUCGGCGACCCUUCUUCAAUACGAGGGCCGUUGUUUUGCAGCUGCAAACUGCAGUGACCGUGUCCAACACGCCGCACGUUCAGGCUGAAGCUCAGCGAAUCUCCAUCUACGCAUACACAGGCACACUUAGUAGCAUCUAUCGGUAGCGUGUAAUACAGACCGUGCGGGGCGGUGUUGGGGCUCAUGGCGUGCUUCCUCAACGGCCAAGCCAGCUCGAAUUUUUGAUAGUUUUGAAUCGUUGGUUGACAAGCAUGACUUUCAUAGAUUAUGCAUAAUUCAGAGUUCAACAUCCAUAUCUUUGCUAGUCUAAUGUGAUGAUUUCAUAUAUCAUAUUUCAGAGGUACAUGAGGGAAUGCGGGUGUGUGAGAUUCACACGUGAAACGAACAUGAGCUCGCCACCUUCCCAGUUGACGCAGUCGCAGCUCGUGGCGCGACUACGCGACCUCCUGGCCCAUGAUGGCCUCGCCGUGAUGCCCUGCUGCUUCGAUGGACUCAGCGCCAAGCUCAUCGAGCGCGCGGGCUUCGAUGUGGCCUUUAUGACGGGCUUUGGCGUCUCCGCCGUGCACGGACUGCCAGACACGCAACUUUUGUCCUUUGGCGAGAUGGCUCGCACCGCUGCAACUGUAUGCGAGUCUUUGCGCAAUGUUCCGUGCAUUGGCGACGGUGACACGGGCUACGGCAACGCCAUGAACGUUAAACGAACCGUCCGUGCGUAUGCACAGGCGGGUAUGGCCGGCAUCAUGCUGGAAGACCAAGUCUCCCCCAAGCGAUGCGGACACACGGCCGGCAAAGCCGUUGUCUCUCGAGAAGAGGCUUUUGCACGGGUACGUGCGGCUGUGGACGCCCGUAGAGAGGGACAGUUCGACAUUGUCAUCAUGGCGAGGACGGACGCCAGAGGAACCCACUCAUUGGACGAGGCCAUUGCUCGCUGCAAAGAAUUUGCCAGACUCGGAGCGGACAUCACGUUCCUUGAAGCGCCACAGUCUGUAGAAGAGAUGGAGACGUACUGUAGAGAAGUACCAGGCCCUAAAAUGGCCAAUAUGGUGGAAAACGGCCUCACACCGGUGCUGUUGCCCGAACAGCUUGGCAACAUGGGCUACAAACUGGCAGCGUAUCCGAUUACACUGCUAAGCGCCAGUAUCAAGGCGAUGGAGGAAGCGCUGAGACUGCUCAAGUGUCAAACCGGUGGAGAGAAGAAGGAAGAUACGGGGAAUAACGCGACUCCGAGCACUGAGCUGGACAAACUGCUGUGCGACUUUGCACACGUGAAAGAUGUCGUGGGCUUUACGGAGUAUUACGCGGAGGAAGAUCGUUACAAGCAGUGAAUAAACAGUCGUACACGGGAGUUUAACAUUGAAUGAACGACACGAUUUCAUGACAAAAAAGGUAACAACUACAUCGUCAGACUUGGCGAACAGCUAGGUAUGAACAGGAAUACGACGACGACCGAGGAUGAAAUCUACUCAGAGCGCAGCCUGCGGUACUGGGACAUUGCGCCAG